Molecule: messenger RNA, 189 nt
Organism: Clunio marinus
Lineage: Eukaryota; Metazoa; Arthropoda; Insecta; Diptera; Chironomidae
Source: the annotation of a GenBank genome assembly
AUGGAAAGGUUGUCGCUUGACAAGUUGUGGGUAGAUUUUGUGGAAGGAAAAACUUUGCUGGAUGUUCUGAAACUUUAUGUCUGCUUAAUGACAUGUAACGUCAGUCAUUUAGCGAAGUUUAGAAAAGUGAGCAAACCUGAAAAACUGAUUGCUUUAAUUAUUUUUAUUGCAUUUUUAAUUGCACAAUAA